Ananas comosus (pineapple) is the source of this 2739-nucleotide messenger RNA. Its product is annotated as pentatricopeptide repeat-containing protein At2g27610-like. Gene Ontology annotation, biological process: RNA modification. The transcript has a single exon. The coding region runs from base 144 to 2396 and encodes 750 amino acids. The record is from RefSeq and is a predicted model, not a curated record. NCBI's taxonomy places the organism in Eukaryota, Viridiplantae, Streptophyta, Magnoliopsida, Poales, Bromeliaceae. Gene Ontology annotation, molecular function: RNA binding; protein binding.
UUUUUAAAAAAAAAUUUAUUUCCGCGAGCUAUAAUAAACUACAAUAUGUCCCAUAAAUUCAGUUAAAAUAUAAAUACUGCAAUCCGACCCGAAAAAUUAGUUUAGCAAUUAAAAACUAUUUCCCGCCAUCACUUCACACAAACAUGAAAAUUUCCUUUUCGCCCCACACUUCUUCUCUGAGGCCUCUCCACCUCCUCCAAAACCAUCCUCGCACUCCCUUCCAUCCUCUCUUCAGGUGCAAGAAACCCAUAGCAGCUCCGCCGCACCCUCCGGAACCCCUCUCCCUCCCCGAGCAUUCGCACGCCGAGAGACUCCGAAGCUCGGUGAAGUCGAAGAGCGUCGAAGAAGCUAUGGAGUUGCUAACAGAGAUGAAAAGAAAGGGAGUUAGACCGGGCGUAGCUCUUGAAUCCAUGCUGGUUGAUCUCCUCAUGAAAUCCGACCGAGUGGGCGAUGCGUUCGACGUGUUCGGUGAAAUGCCGGAGAGAAAUGUCGUUGCUUGGACCUCGAUGAUAUCAGGGUGCGUCCGGAACAGUCAGUGUGGUGUCGGGUUCUCGCUGUUUGUUGAGAUGAUGGAGUCCGGUCUCUUGCCGAAUGAUUUCUCCUUGAAUGCCGCGCUUGCGGCCUGCGCUCACAUGGCAGCUCUUCGCCUCGGUGAGCAAGUGCACUCACUGAUCGUGCGUCUUGGGCUUGAGAGUGAUUGCCGGAACGGGAAUAGUUUGAUCGACUUCUAUUCGAGAUGCGGUUUGAUUUCAAAUGCCAAAGCUGUGUUCGAUAGAAUGCCUGAGCUAGAUUUGGUGAGCUACACUUCAUUGAUAUCCGGACUUUGUACCAAUGAGUCGUUUGAAUCGGCGGUUUGGGUGUUCGAUCGCAUGGUAAGACAUGGGCUCGAACCGAAUGAGCAUACAAUCGCAAGCAUUCUGACAGCUUGUGGGCUGCCGCUUGGUGAGCAGAUACAUGGCUACAUGAUCAAGACAAUGAUUGCUCAGAGCGUCUACUCUGCGAGUGCCUUGAUUGAUUUGUAUUCAAGAAAUAAUGAGUUCGAAUCAGCUAGCACCGUAUUCCAACAUCUUGAACCUAAAAAUGUUGUCUCUUGGAACUCGAUGAUCGCUAGUUGUGUUAGGAAUGAACAAGUAGAAGAUGCCCUGCAGCUGUUUGUUGAAAUGGUUAUAGAUGGUCUCAAUGCUAAUGAGUUUGCAUUCGCCACUGCCAUAGGGGCUUGCGGGCUAUCAUCUGAAUCCGGUGAGUUUGGAAGGCAAUUACAUGGCUCUGCUAUAAAACACAAUAUGAUGUCGGACAUUCGAGUAUACAACGCCUUACUAAGCAUGUAUGGUAGAGGCGGUCGGAUCAAAGAAAUGGAGUCUGUGAUUGCGGAGAUCGAAUACCCUGAUGUUGUUAGCUGGAGUGCAGCUAUUUCUGGCUAUUUUCAGAACGGUUUUGACGAGAGAUCCACAAGCGCUCUUUGUCGAAUGCAUAGCAUGAAUUACAGACCGAACGAGUACGCAUUCUCUAGUGCUUUAAGUUCUUGCGCAAAUCUUGCCUUACUAGAUCAAGGAAGGCAAUUCCAUUGUCUUGCCCUCAAAUUGGCGUGCGAUCUCGAUACUUCCACUGGAAAUGCAUUGAUCAACAUGUACUCCAAGUGUGGGUGCAUCGGAGACGCGAAAUUCGCAUUCGACGCAAUGCCCACCCAUGACGUCACAUCGUGGAAUUCGCUGAUUCAUGGUUAUGCACAUCAUGGGCAUGCGAAGGAGGCACUGAAAGUGUUCAAUAAGAUGGAACCGAACGGCGUCAUGCCGGAUCAGUUGACAUUUGUAGGGAUUCUAGCAGGUUUUAGCCAUGCAGGUCUUGUAGACGAAGCAGAAAAAUACUUUAAACUCAUGACCGAUCGGUACGGUAUCGAGCCAUCUCCUUCUCACUACGCAUGUAUGAUCGAUAUGAUGGGGCGAAGCGGGAGAAUUGAAGAGGCACUAUGUAUGAUAAAUAGUAUGCCAUGUGAGGCAGAUAUUGUGAUAUGGAAAGCACUGUUGGGAUCAUGUAGAUUGCAUCGGAAUUUAGAAGCAGGAAAGAUUGCUUUAGAGAAGGUGAUGCAGUUGUCGAGAAAAGACUCUGCGGGCUACGUGCUUAUGUCGAAUUUGCACGCUAUGCACGGAGAAUGGAGCGACGCCGAUAGAGUCAGGAGGAAGAUGGAUGACAUGGGAGUCAAGAAAGAUGCUGGAUGGAGUUGGAUUGAGGUAAAAGAUGAGGUCCACACUUUUGUCGCAAGAGAUACUUCUCAUCCAAAAUCUGCAUUACUUUACCAGAGAUUAAGAGAGCUCCUUGUGCUAAUGAAGGAUGAGGGUUAUUCACCUGAUCUGGGCACACUAUCAGAUGAUUUGUUAGUUUAUAUGACACAUCUUUAGAGAAGUGAUUAUUAAUAUAGAAUGGAUGUUAAUCUUCUAAAAUAAACUGUAGUUGUAUAUAUAGGACACAUGUUUAGAUCUUACAAAAUGUAAAUGAGUGUUAUUGCUGUGCCAAUGUGAAAUCAAUUAAUCUCUAAUCCUUAGAUCGUAUAAUGGUUCUGCUUUGUAUUGUAAAUUGUUUUAGACUUCUAGUUCAUGAAUUGUGUGAAUUCAAGAGUCCUAGUUCAAGUUUUGCCAGCUGAGUGCUGGUUUCGCUUUGUUUACGUACUUCAUACUUGUUUAUUCCCGUGUUCGAUGUUAUUGACGGUACCUACAGAUGGUAUUGCAUUGUUUGCAGAUCUUA